Molecule: messenger RNA, 865 nt
Organism: Mizuhopecten yessoensis (Yesso scallop)
Lineage: Eukaryota; Metazoa; Mollusca; Bivalvia; Pectinida; Pectinidae
Exons: 2
Coding region: 91-489 (132 amino acids)
Source: RefSeq, a predicted model, not a curated record
ACCACCUCCAUAAGCCUGUAAGACAUUCUCCAGUUCAAACACACUUCACACAUUAGCCAAGUGUUCAAAACUGACCUGCCUUAUCUAACGAUGGACAAGACUUCAAAUAGCAACCUUGGGGUAGAUGUACAGAAACUUGUGACAAUACACAAGAAUGCCACAAGACAACUUCAACUUAUAGACAUGCAGUUGGAAUCUCUCACCAGAAAGGUGUUCGAUGCCCAACUGAAUGGAGACAGGGGCUUCAUGUUACAGUUAAUGACCCGGAAAUCAGUGCUGAAAGGAGUCAGGAGGGCCUACAGUCAGUUCAUACAAAACAAAGCUAGCCAAAUAACGGAGUUAUGUACCCUUACUCUCACAUCGGAGGGGUCAGAGAGUAACAACAUAAUCGCCGAGAUAACAAGUGCUGUGUCAAAUCAUGUUCUGACCUCCGAUGACCUUGCACCAGCUGUGACAGAAACAUUUUGUUUGUUUUCUAGAUGUAGUUAGAUACCUGAUAGACAAACCCAAUGAGGCUUUACAUGGACCUUUAACUGUGUCCUAUUUAAUAUAUAUUGUUCUUUAAAGAAAUGGGAAGCACGAUUUCCAUGACCAUUGGCUUUGUAUCACAAUUGCCAAGCUUCAUCUUGAAACACCAAUGGCAAAUAAGCUCAAAGAUUAGUUUAUGGUGCAAUUUUAACAUUUGUGCAUUUGUAUAUUAAUUUAUGGAUCAAUGAUCUCCCUUGUUGUGUGCCAAAAGUUGCUAUUAUCAUUGUUAUAUAUUACUUAAAUAAAUUAUUUAUCCUUAAAAUGCUCCUACUGUUUUCCCAUUGAUACAAGCUGAUUACACUGACCCACUGACGAGGAUUACUAGUAGAUACGAUCA